Molecule: messenger RNA, 4094 nt
Organism: Nicrophorus vespilloides
Lineage: Eukaryota; Metazoa; Arthropoda; Insecta; Coleoptera; Silphidae
Product: cilia- and flagella-associated protein 61-like
Exons: 20
Coding region: 605-3973 (1122 amino acids)
Molecular function (GO): oxidoreductase activity
Source: RefSeq, a predicted model, not a curated record
ACAUGUCGUUUUAGUCUUUUUUAUGCAAUGUCUUUUUACGACUCCAAGCUCGACACAACAACUAAUAAUACAUCAAUAACCGGCGAGAACUCGCGUUUCUAUUCGUCCACCUCUCAAGCUACAGGAUUUAACUACGUGCUAGAUCCAGAGGACAAUGGAGAGCACGAAGAGGAGGAAGCAACCGUCGAGGAUAAGGAUUCCUUUGAAGCAGCUCAAGACCCGGACGCUCUUACAAUUAAGAACGUGCAGAGGGCUGAUUACGACGACGUCGAGGAUUUCGAGGCUUUCGUCACCGAGGAUGCUGAGUUAAUGUUUCACUUGAGCAGCGUAAGAAACGUCAUACACAAAUGCGCUUUAUCUUUGGUGCUACGCGAUACCAAGUUGAAGGCAUUAGGCGGAUUAUGCUUAGCCGAUUAUCCGAACGUCCCGAGUAUUCCUGCAGACGAUUGGGAAUGCUGGAUCCGAAGAUUGUACGGAAUGAAAGGCAAAUUAUUUAAUUAACAAACGCUUUGUGAGUUUAAUUCAAAUCGAUGCAGAGGUGAACGCUUUCAAUACGUUCUGGGUGCAUUUGGCGGUGUGCGAAAAGGGAUAUGAAGAGAGAUUCAUGGAGCCGCUGCUGCGUUACCUCUUCGAGUAUUUCACGAGGAAACGAUACGUGCUUUUCGUGAUUCCUUCGGUGUGCCAUAAGAAAGUGGAAUGGCUGAACAAGAUUUCCACGAAAAUACUCCCAAUAAAUUACACGAACGCAAAUCGGGUGCAAACGUUGAGGUUGCUAGUGCGACAAGACUUCGUGAUUAACUACAAGAUACGGAGAGCCGUUGAGGAAGAUAACGAUGAUUUGGUGCCGCUAAUAGAUUCGUACUCGUCGUUGUUUCGACAGAUUUACGGAGACUUUUACAUAGCCGAAAUUAUUACCAGGCAUCCGGAUGCCGGAAGACAACUGAUUGUUGCCGAGUACAAAGGUAUAGCAAUUAGCGUUCUUUGUUUGAACGUCAACGUGAAUUACGAGCAGUUAAACUGCGCCUUCGAUUUGGAUCUCUUCGGCGGACUUUACAAGGCGGAAGGAACUCACGUGCCAAUCAACAAGCAAUCCGUCGAGAUCACCAAAGAUACUGACUUUGCAGAGCUCAGUUUGGAGAGAAUCACAACUGUUGUAGAUUUAUCAAGCAUGCCCUCUUCGUCGAGCAUUAUAAAGACUAAAGCUUCUGAGAGUUACAUCAAUAUACACGACAUGUCUUGGAAUAUUCCUUCUUCAGACUCGGAGUCCUCGGAGGUUUUCGAGUUCAGCGGAGGCCAAUCCAGUAAAGUCGGAUCGAUCGUCGAAGAAGAUACAGAAUCUUGGGAUGUUUCCGAAGAGGAGGAGGUUCAUCAAGCGGAUGAAGAGAGUACGAAGGUCAGGGAAAAGCAGGAGGAGAACGCGUUCGCGUUAGAAAUCGCAGUAGCGAAACCGGGCCACGAAUCCAGCCUUUUCCUAUUGCUCGAGGCCGCCUUCGAGUGUUUCCCGCAAAAAGAUUACUGCAUCCUGACCAUACCCUCAGACCACAAAUACAUGCAGCUACUAAAGUUCUUCACUCGCGUAACACCAAAGAAUAAAUGCCUGCAUCCGCACGAGCUCUACAUCGUGCACAAGAGCAUAUCAAAUCCUCUUCACGUCAAGGAAGCGACGAUCAACGAUAUCGAAACCGUUUCAAAGUUUUGCAGUUACAUAAAGAAACCCGGCGACAUGAUGGAAACGUUUCUCAGAUACCUAGAGGAACCGAAAUCCACUGGUCGCACUUUUCUUUUAUACUCGGGUGAAAAAUCAGCUUCUCUAGUUGGUGUCAGCAUUGUUAAUGAAAUAGAAGAUUUGAACAGUUUAAUAGCCAAGUACGCGAUCGGGGUUUUCACUGAGAUUCAAAGAGAUAAAGUCGAGAAUAUCGGUGUGAUUGAAUUCAACGUUAUGUCGCCGCUGUUCAGAAUACAUUCCAAAUACUUUUUGAGGGACACGCACAGAUUGAGCGGUUACGAUACACUUUUCUACGCGAUGAAUCGUUUCGACGGGACGCACCAUCGCAAUCGUCCGAUUCCUUCGUGUCUGAUGGAUUUAUACUUGGUCCCGGCGAUGAACAUGACCGGAGGAUUGUCUUAUCCCGAAGAGCCGUUUGCUUUGUACUUGUCCACCACGAGAUUAACCAGUAUCAGACGGUACGAAAUUAACAACAGAAUUGUAAUAGUUGGAUCUGGGUACACGGGGAUAGCCUUUAUGAAGGGCCUCUUGCUCACCAAAAACCUCCAAAACCAAGCAAUCUUCAACAACGUAACGUUGAUUGCUAUACAAGGCUUGUGCCACAAUAAACCGUUGCAUAACAUAAGGAAUAUAAUGCAGAUUAAGACAAGCAUCAUAGACUACGAUUACAUCGAGAAGUUGAAUUUGAGGGCGUACGUUAACAUAAUUACAGGAGUUGUCACAGGAAUCAACAGACAAGAGAAAACUGUUAUGAUCAACAAGUCCUUCUCGAUACCCUACGACAUGCUCUUCCUGAUGUGCGGCAAUCAAUACAUCGUGCCGAACUUCCAUCAACGCAGGAGCAGCAUGAUCAACGCUCCCGAAAAUCUCUUCACCAUCAACAGCGAAUCGGAUGCGACGAAUGCACUGACGAAGCUGUACGAGCUAAGCCAAAACUACAGAGGGAAAUAUACCGUGAUGGUUUACGGUCACAAUUUGGAAUGCUACUGCUGCGUCGCGGCUCUAAUUGAAUUUGGAGUGCCUCCAAUGUACAUAACGCUCGUCGAACCGGCCAAGGACAAAGGCAAAGAACACGAUUUCAUAUUCCAGGAUGACGAGAUUUACGAGAAGGUUAUGAAAACCAUCGGCGAAUUAGGGAUUAACUAUUUGCCGAAUUACAAGAUGAUCGAGUGGGGUUUAGCGCAGGACGAUAAGCAGAUCAUGGUGAUGUUGGAGUCGCAAUUGAGAUAUUUGGAGAUCGAGUGUCUUGCAGUUUUCCUGUACAACGAUAAGUCCAUCAACAUGCAGACUUACGAGGCAAUCGUUCAAUCCGGUUUAGUUUUCGAUGGGAAAUUGGUGAUUGGUCCGCACUGCAAUACGAACGAUCCGUACAUUUAUGCCGCAGGAUCCGUCACCAAAUACUCGAGGCGGUAUUACGCGAAUCACCUUUUGCACAGAUAUUUCAACAGCGAGGAGAUUGGACUUACGCUAGGUAAAAAGAUCCGGAGCGAGUUGAUCCCAUUCAAUGAGGAUACGAGCUCCAUACAAUUCACAGAGCAGUGCUGGAAUAAGGGCACGAAUUUGGUGCCUAUCUUCGAGCAGCCCUUGAUGCAGUACUGCCAAUUGCCUGGUAACAUGUACUAUCUGCACAUCUACAAACCGGGAAUCGUGGUGCCUUUGGAGGCGGCGAUGUGCGACAACGAUUACGGCACCGUUUUGGUGACGGGAAUGUGCAAGAAUUUGGCGACGCAAGGCUACUUCCGCAUCCAACUGAAUCCUUCCAACGUGAUCCAUACAAUCACAUGCUUAUCUCUUCAGAGUUUCAGCUACAAGAAGCUUCUGCUGCUUUGGGGCAAACACGAGGCCGUGCUGAAUAAACUGGUGAAGCGAUUCGAGCUUUCGUACGUGCCGGAUCUCUUCGAGUACUUCGACAAACCUUGGGCAUCGGCUCUCUUCCACGACGAUUUCCCGUACUUGGAAGAGGACAUCAUGAGGAUGCUCUCCUCCAAAUCGAUCAUGCCCGGGGCGUCGCCGAUCGAAGAUUUAGUUCGAUUGUUCAACGAGAACGGAUACAAACCCUUAUCCACACAAGAAAUGGAUGUGCUUUUAGAUAAGUUCAAAGAUUCACCAUACGAGGAAUUGAUAGUGGAGAAGUUGCUCGAUUUCUUGGGCAACAACCUGAAAUCUUUGCCGAUGUACGCACAUCCCAUUUUGAUCAGCUAUUUACUGGCUGGCUACGAGGAAAGCAGUCUGUUCAAAGAUAUCUAAUUUUUCUCGAAAUAAUAAAGAAAAAUCCGUACGCUGGUAUUGAAAAUUGAUCUAUUAAAAAAAAGAAGCAAAAUUUCUGUACAAUGCCUUGACAUAUUUUUACAUUGAUUAAUUUUACAUU